CUCUCUCUCUCUCUCUCUCUCUCUCUCUCUCUCUCUCUCUCCCUCUCUCUUCUCUUUUAACCAAAAAAGGCACUUUACAUUCAAGUCAACAUUAAUUGCUAAUAAUAAAUCAAUAAUGGGGUGCCUUUUCGCUUGUUUCAGUGCUUCUAAGUUUCGAAAACGCAGGCAUUUCCGGAAUGCAGCUUCCUGUGAACCCAUUAGAGAUGGAGCCGGUGAAGCUCAGGAACUUGAUGUUACUACAGAUCAACAAGUCACAGAAGAACCCAUUAAGCCCAUUAUAGAAUCCAAAGAGAAGCUUGAAGAACAAUUGAGCAGCAAUGCGAAAAGGAAGAUGACCUUUGAUUUGAAUGCCAAGACCCACGAGUGUUUGUCUACUGGGGAAGUUACUGAAGAUAUAGUAGAAAAUAAUGAGAAGAAAGGGAGUGAAAACAAAGAUGAAGAACCAUCAGAUGAAAGCAAAUCAAAUCCUAAUUUGAUUUCAUCAGAUGGAACAGCUUACCCUCCAAACCAUAGAUAUCAAAAUUAUAGGAAGGAAGAAUCUGAAGAUUUAGAUUUGGAAGAUAGUGAGUUUGAUGAUGUUAGAGAUAAUGUGGGUGUUGAUGGUAAGAUUUUGGUUCAAGAAGAGUCGUCUGAAUCAUUGUUUUCAUUAUCAAUUGAUUCAAGAAAAUAUGUGAGUGAAGCUGAAGUAGGUGAAAAGGAGGUCUGUAGUCCAAUGCCAAAGUGUGAUUCACCUCAGGAUGAACUUAAGUCAAUUGGGUGCAAUCCAAAUGUUCGAGAUAGGACUCAGUAUGUUGAUCCUGUGUUGAAUCCAGUAGAAAGUUUUACUAAGUGGAAGGCAGUCAAAGGAGCAACCUUAACACUUCACCAUCAUGACAAGGAAAACGUCAAUAUAGAGCAACAUUUUGGCAUGCACAUUAGUCCAGAGCCUAGUUUUAAGCUACCCACAAACAAUGCAAAAGAAAAUGCUGAUCACAAGAAGCCUUUAGACAAAGAAAUUGCUGUGGAUACUAGCCUAUCUAGUUGGUUGGUCAAGUCCGAAACGACACCCUUGUCCAAGGGAAGUGCUACUUCUGUUGGGAAUACACCAGCUGAGAGGGCAAGUUCUCCCAGAAGCUGCGAAGAUAGGCCUAUUUUAGGAGAACUGCCAAUGAACUCACUCAAGCAAGUUUCUUCAUCUACUUCUUCUAGACGAGGAAGGAGUCAGAGCCUUGAUGAAAUACCGAUAAUAGGGACCAUUGGGAGCUACUGGCGUCAUAUUGGACGUAUAGUGGAUUCAGAUUCAGGCUCUUCUAGCAAAGGAAUAUGAACAGAACAAUUGAGGAUGAGAGAGUAAAGUGGAACUCUUCUACCCCAUUUGAAGGAAAGCUGGAGAGGGCCUUCGACAAGGUCAGCAGCCAAGUUCAGCAAGUGUCUCAGUAGGGUUUUGCGGCUUAGUAAUGGCGGAGUUCUUUGUGCAGUUCUGUGAAUAUCCAUGAGUGCUUUCUUUCUUUCUUCGCUAAUAUUACAGUGAACUGGUAACUCUACGAGAUGGUUAAUGGAACGAAUUGCUUUUUUUCUUCACCAA
Messenger RNA from Manihot esculenta (cassava), 1564 nucleotides. RefSeq lists its product as uncharacterized. Gene Ontology annotation, biological process: male meiosis II. Bases 116 to 1306 code for a protein of 396 amino acids. Lineage: Eukaryota; Viridiplantae; Streptophyta; Magnoliopsida; Malpighiales; Euphorbiaceae. The record is from RefSeq and is a predicted model, not a curated record. The transcript has 4 exons.